UACGCUUUUAAAUAGAGUUGUUAAAAAAAUAUUUGAACUUUAUUUAAUGAAGAGAAAAGAAACAUGAGUUAGAUUAUUUUUUUUUUACUCAAAAUUUUAAAGAGGGUUACAGUGAGCAUGGACAUUCGUUGUGGAGGAAAAAUGUUUAUAAUGCACUCGUUCGCUUACUUGUUGUUGUUUUGGCUUGCCGUUGGUUGCAUCGCUAGAGAACCAUUUGGUCUAAUGGAGAAAGAGGUGCAGGCUUUAAUACUGACGAACUACAAUGCUGAAGUAAAACCAAAUGGUAACCGAAGUAGACAGUUGGAUGUCUUCUUUGAUAUGAGGAUAACAAAACUGGCUGGAUUGGAUAUCAAAAAUCAAGUUAUGACACUAAACACAUUUACCAUGUUGAGAUGGAGAGACAAAAAUCUGGCAUGGAACAGUUCGCUUAUGAAUGAAACUGCCAGAGUGACAAUGAGUAAUAUAUUGAUCUGGACACCAGAUGUUAUGCUGUAUAAUGAUGCUGAAGACGAAAUAUAUACACACACAGAUUUAUAUCGAACAAAAGUCAACAUUGAGGAUGAUGGGAAUGUGAUUUGGGUUGCACCUGUCAAAUGGAAAGCUUCAUGUCACGUGGACGUCACGUGGUUUCCUGUAGAUAAACAAAUUUGCAAUAUGACGUUCGGUUCAUUUUCAUACAACGUUCAUCAAAUGAAUUUAAAGUUUUGGUCAAAACCAAAGGAUGGAAUAUCAGGUAGUACCUUUCAUAUCAUAAACGGUGAAUGGAAUAUUGACAAAACUAUACCCUACGAAGAAGAUCAGAUGUUUUCCUGCUGCAAAAAACCAUUUUCAGUGAUCACCUAUGAAAUCCAUUUGUACAGACUUCCCUUGUAUUAUUUCUUAUAUUUGAUUUUUCCUCUCAUCACACAACUUCUGUUGUUCCUCAUCACAUUCCAUCUACCGCCUAAUCUUGGAGAACGGAUGGGAUUCGGCAUAACAAUACUUCUGAACGUCACGCUCUACCUUGUGAUGUUGUCAGAAAAGUUACCCGAGAAAUCCGAUAAAGCAUCCGUUCUUGGCGUUUGUUUUAUCACUUUAUUUUCUUUGUUGUCUCUUGGAAUGGCGUUUUCCGCCAUGACCGUGUUAUUUUCACAAAGAAUGACUUCUCCUCCACAGAUGUUUUUAAACUACAUUUGCAGAAAGUCAAAAUUUCCAGACAAAAAUGGGAAUGUAUACAAAAAAACAUCUAAGAUGGAGGGUAAAGUUAAUCCUGGUUUUGAGGAGGGUGAAUUAAAUAGCAUCGAAAUGAAAGGCAUCACGUCAAAAGAAGAACCGACGAAGAAGGAAAUUUCUACUACUGAAAAUAGUUACAACGAACAAUGGUUGCGCAUAUCAAGAUUUUUUGAUAAACUUUUAUGUACACUUAUGGCGAUAUUGACAAUUGUGUUACCCAUCAUAAUUUGUUUAUCUUUCGACACGACAUAUUUGGGACGGAUGUAGAGCAAGUGUGUAUUUGAUAUAAUCUUUUAUGGCGAAAAAGAACUUUAUAACAAGACUUUUUAAUAAUCGCUAAACUUUAAUCUAUUAAUAUAUUAUUUUGUAGAGGAUAUUGAUGAAUAAGAAAUACAUUUGUGGUGGUGUA
Molecule: messenger RNA, 1621 nt
Organism: Hydractinia symbiolongicarpus
Lineage: Eukaryota; Metazoa; Cnidaria; Hydrozoa; Anthoathecata; Hydractiniidae
Product: neuronal acetylcholine receptor subunit alpha-7-like
Exons: 7
Coding region: 118-1479 (453 amino acids)
Biological process (GO): chemical synaptic transmission; nervous system process; signal transduction
Cellular component (GO): neuron projection; synapse; membrane
Molecular function (GO): transmembrane signaling receptor activity; neurotransmitter receptor activity; extracellular ligand-gated monoatomic ion channel activity
Source: RefSeq, a predicted model, not a curated record